Molecule: messenger RNA, 894 nt
Organism: Candidula unifasciata
Lineage: Eukaryota; Metazoa; Mollusca; Gastropoda; Stylommatophora; Geomitridae
Source: the annotation of a GenBank genome assembly
UUUAUCCUCAGCGAAGAUGGAUAUAUCGGUCUCAACUAUGAGCACACAGUAGCAGAGGGACCUGCUGUCAUUAGUCUUGUUGAUCACGUUUUAGGAUUUCUGGAAAAACAAAAGGAACCAUGGGGGGCAGCCCCGAACAUCCAUCCUCCGAAAAGGCUUCAAUUCAACAUUACCAGUAAGACACAGGAGGUUAUUGAACUAGGAAUUGAUGAGAUUGACUCGGCUGUGAAUGAUCUGAUGCUAAGGAUUCUGUUUUUCAAGGACUAUGGUAAAAACUUCAUCAAGAAGCACAAGUUAAGCCCUGAUGCUUUCAUCCAGAUGUCAUUUCAGCUGGCUUACUAUAGGAUAUACAAACAACCUUGUGCAACAUAUGAAGCGGGUUCCUUGAGAAAAUACCAGUUAGGACGUACUGAGACCAUCCGUUCCUGCUCCAUAGCCUCUGUGGCGUUUACAAAGGCUAUGGACGACCAAUCUGUGCCGUGCAGUAGGAAGGUGGACUUACUGAAAGAGGCAAUCAAGUCACACAGGAAGUACAUUGAUGAUACUGUUAAUGGAAGAGGUGUUGACAGGCAUUUGCUGGGGCUGAAACUUGUGGCAUUGGAGAACAACAUGGAUGUACCAGAACUGUUCAUGGACCUGGCUUUCAAAGAGAGCACACACUUCCGGAUGUCAACAAGUCAGGUUGCCUCCAGAUACAAAGCAGUCUUAUGUUUUGGACCGGUUGUUCCGGAUGGUUAUGGUCUCUGCUACAAUCCUCAAAAUGAGGAACUUAUCGUGUCCAUCAGCUCCUUUAACAACAAUCCACAGACAGACUCUGAUAAAUUUGUGGCUAGUCUCAAAACAUCUCUACAGGACAUGCAGGCACUAUUGAUAAGCCAUUCUCAUCCAAAAUAA